AUUCGCUCGUACGCCGCCGCCGCCGUUUCCAAAAAAAAAACUUGCGAACCAAACGAAGAAAAAGAAGUGCGGCUCACAAAAGGAAAAGCAGGAAACAACAAAAAUACAGAAUCGGACGGCGGGCGGCGUUUGCAGCAAUCUUCUGUACACUCCGUAGCGACGCAAUAAUAUUCACGUAAUUAUUAUAGAACGCAGUAAACAAACGCAAGUUGCUGCAACGGGCAGGGAAAACAAAAUUGCAUUUGAUUGAUUUUUGCACAAACGCAAAAGAACAAAAUUUUCUGUUAUUUGUUUGUCCACCACUGUAUACAUGUGUGUGUAUGUGUGAGAGUGCAACAUUGAUAAGACGCUGAAACGAAGGAGAUACGUGCAUUACGCUUUUGCAUUAACUCGACGCCAAACUAACAAAAAAAAAAAACAAUCAUUACACACACACACACAAAGACAAAUGUUGGAAAAAGACUGAAAAACGACGAGCACACACACACACACACACGCACACGAUAUUUGUUAACUGGGAAUCAAAGCCACCGCCACCGCUCAACAAGAACCAAAACGACGCACUUGAACAGAAACAGGGAGACCACAAAAACAACAAAAAUCAUUGCUAAAAUGUCAUCGCGUUCCAAGGAGAGAGUUGUCACUGCAUUUCGCAAAAUCUUCCAUAAAUCCAGCAACAACAACAAUAAUAACAAUAAUAAUAAUAUUAACAACAAUGAUAAAGUUGAUGGAGCUACUGGAAGCAAUAUUAACAAUAAUAACGAGGCUGCCACCUCAACAGCUGCCGGAGGAUCAGGACAAGUCGGUGGCGGAGUAGGAGGACUAGGAGCUGCAGCUGGAACCACAAACUCCAAAAAUCCUGUAGUUCGAAUGGCAGGCGAGCAGGCUUUGUGCGAUUCACCAGGCAAACGUCGACGACAGGAUCAUAAAGUGACGCCGACGGCAGGGCGUCAGUUGGUGGCAGCUGAUCAGAGCAUUCGAUCGCGCCGCCUCAUGAAGGAAUACCGUGAAAUGGAGCGACUGCAGCUCAAGUCCGAUGCCGUGUUCACGGUGGAACUAGUCAAUGAUAGCCUCUAUGAGUGGCAUGUGCGACUGCAUGUGAUUGAUCCGGACUCGCCGCUGGCCCGUGACAUGAUGGAACUGAAUGUUUCAAACAUCCUGCUGCACUUGAGCUUCCCCGACAAUUUCCCGUUUGCUCCGCCCUUUAUGCGUGUGGUAGAGCCGCGCAUCGAGAAGGGCUAUGUGAUGGAGGGCGGUGCCAUAUGCAUGGAGCUGCUCACGCCCCGUGGCUGGGCCAGUGCCUACACCGUGGAGGCCGUCAUCAUGCAGUUCUCUGCCAGCGUGGUCAAGGGUCAGGGUCGUAUCAUGCGUAAACCAAAAUGUACAAAGGAGUUUAGUCGCCGUCAGGCAGAGGAGUCGUUCCGUUCGCUGGUGAAGACACACGAGAAGUACGGCUGGGUCACGCCCAGCCUGGCCGAUGGUUAAGGACCACGACCACGUCGGAACGUCCGCUCAGAUGCCCUUCCGUUUGCCAACUCAACAUAUAAAUUACAUUCAACACACAAAAAAAUCUCAUUGAAAACUUUUCGCCAUUUAACAUUCAAAAUCUGUCAAGUAAUUAACGAUUUCAAUUGUAAACCAUCCAGAAAGAAAGAUAAAUGAGAUCUAGAGAAACGCAUAAAGCAAACAAAACCAUUAGCUUAAAAUGUAAUUUUAGCUUGUAGAAGAAAUCCAUAAACGAUUUUCGGUACGAUUAUAGCGUUAAAUGUUAACUUACAUUUUUGAAAAUAAUGUAUAAUGUAUUAUGAUUUACACAUUCAAUUAGUCUGAAUAAUGGAGAUCGACUGUUAUAAUUUCUUGUGAUUUUUGUUAACUAAAACAAAUGCCAAUCCCAUAGUCCAUAGUAUAGUCCAUCCCAUGGGACAAAAACAAAGAAAAACAAAAGCAAAAAAAAACCAAAACUACAACUGAAGCUUGUAAACACGAUUGUUUUCUCUUACGACAUUUUCUAUUUAAGUUUCCGCAUAAUGAAUUAAUAAAACAUGUG
Molecule: messenger RNA, 2047 nt
Organism: Drosophila obscura
Lineage: Eukaryota; Metazoa; Arthropoda; Insecta; Diptera; Drosophilidae
Product: ubiquitin-conjugating enzyme E2Q-like protein CG4502
Exons: 5
Coding region: 613-1485 (290 amino acids)
Source: RefSeq, a predicted model, not a curated record